UCUUUGGGGCCUUUAUUUUGAAUUCAUAUACACUUCUGAUUCUGAUGGACUUUUAUUUUAAAGUCUUGAUGCUGUUUCUGCUGCUUCCUGCUUCAUGUUUGCUUUCUCGUGACAGAUCCUAUGACAUUUGGAUUGUGGAUACAAACACCAGCAGGUGUGCAAUAAUGGCAAGCAACAAAUUUCAAAUCGUGGUACAGGGAGAAGCAUCAGAAACUGAUUCGGAUGAUGAAGUGUACAUCACCUCUGCCCCUCCUGUCCAUGCGUUAUCAUCAUCAUCAUCAGGGAUGAAGGUGGCAGGAGAGGCACCCGAGACCGACAGCGAGGAUGAGGAGGAGAGAGCGCGCAGACUGGCCUCUGAAAGCCAACAACAGAUGCUCCGCAAAGAUCUUCCUCCGCUCAUCGUGAUCAGAAACACACCUGCGACGGUGUGCGGACAGGAGGACAGUUUGUCGCCUGUGUCCAGACCUGAGUCAGGUCGUUUUAACACGUUACUCCAGCAGAAACUGCAGGAGAGCAAUGCACGAUUGUGCACUGAUGUCAAUCAAAGCCUGAAACAGGUGUAUCAGAACGCUGCGAGGGACAUAAGACAGGCCACCGCUCAUCUGAACAACUCUCAGACAAGCAUCAUCAACGCGUCCCACAGCAUUAGACUCAUUCUAGAGGACCUGAAGUCAGUGUCUGAGAAGAUCGACAUCAUUACGAGCUGUCAUCUGCUGCCGGACAUCACCAUGCCUAACCCGGUGUCUGGACAAUCUUAAUCAAAUGUUUGAGAGUAAGUUGAGACAGUUGCAUUUAAAUGACAACUGUUGCGUAUUGGUUAAUAUGGGCAUGUUGUUGGCCUGUUGAAGGUCCAAUAUAAGCAAAAACAAAAAUGUCUUGUAUGCUACAUGAAGAAUGGAACGUGUUAUUAGCCUAUUGACCACAACAUGGUCAUGAUUAUCAGUGAUCAUCCAAAUUAAUAACAUGGAAAUUAGUUUGGGCUGAUUUGCUGAAUGCACUGAGGAAAUAAAGAAAAUAAAUUAUGUAAGUAUAUAAAAAAA
This is a messenger RNA of Megalobrama amblycephala (Wuchang bream), 1040 nucleotides long. It is a transcript of the gene bloc1s3, whose product is annotated as biogenesis of lysosomal organelles complex-1, subunit 3. Gene Ontology annotation, cellular component: BLOC-1 complex. NCBI's taxonomy places the organism in Eukaryota, Metazoa, Chordata, Actinopteri, Cypriniformes, Xenocyprididae. The transcript has 2 exons. Bases 45 to 758 code for a protein of 237 amino acids. The record is from RefSeq and is a predicted model, not a curated record.